Owenia fusiformis is the source of this 453-nucleotide messenger RNA. NCBI's taxonomy places the organism in Eukaryota, Metazoa, Annelida, Polychaeta, Sabellida, Oweniidae. The record is from the annotation of a GenBank genome assembly.
AUGGCCAUUCAUUUUUGUAUGCUAUAUUUUGUUUGCAUUGUAUUAUUGACCCCGUUUGGGGAAACUGGUACUCCGACUUCAAGAUCUGAUUGGACGUCGCAUUUUGUGGGCAAUGCUACAUCUUUCGAUGUCAACACUUCUCCUGGUAUUGGUGACGACCUUGGAAAACGAGAUACUAUUCUGAUAGGAAAUCUUAUUUUUAGCUCGUAUCCAUUAUUUUAUGACGCAUGUGAGUUCGCACAGCAGGCAGUUAUAGAUGUCAACAAUGCCACUGACUUGUUUCCAUUAUUCAGACUCGAACUUGAUCCAUGUUUACCGAAAACAUCAAUGAUGUCUGCAAACAGCAAAUUAUGGGAUUACAUCAUUGGAGGUCGUAAUACACCGUUUAUAAUGAGUGCUUUUGCUGGCCAAGAGGCAACAGUACCCGUUUGUUCUACGUGGGGAUGUAUAGUG